AAGAGACUUCUUCUAAAGUUAGACUUAAAAUGAUGCAUUGAUGUCUGACAGUCUUGAGUAAAUCUGGAGGAUUAAGUAUUGAUUUUCUAUUGUUAGUGUUCACAGAAUGAGCUCAUUUCGGGGAAGCAUUGAUUAGUUACAGUAAAAGGAUCUCAUCCAAAAAAGCUUUGGGCAGCUGGGCCAGAGCCACGUGAUAUUGGCCUCAGAGUAACGCAUUUGUAUAAUUGCCAAAGCAAUUUAAAAUGUGUUCAAACUGAAGCUCUAUAAUUCAAGCUCCAGAGAUUAUAUCAAGAGUGCUGAUAUUGGAAGUUUUUAAUUCAUUCUCCCAUACUUAUUUUGCAUUCCUCUAAACAACAAACUCGUGGAGAAAAAAUGAUGCACAGUUGGACAUUCAUGGCAUGGUCUGGUGCUUUACCUAAUGUGACCUGAUGGGAUAUCUCAAUGAAAUGGAUAAUUGUGCUCACAUGAGAGAGCUCCACUCCAGCUAAGGGAAUUGGUUAACUGUCGCUGGGCAGAGGAGGUGACACAACAACUGGACACACUACAACUCUGCAACCUCACAAAACAUGAGGAGAACGACAAAGACAAGUGUGAGAACCAUCAUGAGAAGUUAAGCGUGUUCUGCUGGACUUGUAAGAAGUGCAUUUGUCACCAGUGUGCGCUGUGGGGAGGCAUGCAUGGAGGUCAUACGUUUAAACCCCUGGCUGAGAUCUACGAACAGCAUGUUACAAAGGUGAAUGAGGAGGUGGCGAAGCUACGGCGCCGCUUAAUGGAGCUCAUCAGUCUGGUUCAGGAAGUGGAGAAGAACGUAGAGGCGGUGCGCGGGGCGAAGGAUGAGAGGGUAAGGGAAAUCCGGAAUGCUGUGGAAAUGAUGAUCGCACGGCUCGAUAAUCAACUCAAGAACAAACUCAUCACACUCAUGGGACAGAAGACCUCUCUGACUCAGGAGACAGAACUGCUAGAGUCUCUGCUACAGGAAGUAGAACAUCAGCUGCGUUCAUGCUGUAAGAGUGAGCUAAUCUCUAAGAGCCCAGAGAUCUUGCUCAUGUUCCAGCAGGUUCAUAGGAAACCAAUGCAGUCUUUCGUCACCACUCCUGUCCCACCAGACUUCACCAGUGAGCUGGUCCCUGCCUAUGACUCAAGCACUUUUGUUUUGGCAAACUUCAGUACUCUGAGGCAGAGAGCCGACCCGGUCUACAGCCCCCCUUUACAGAUAUCGGGCCUAUGCUGGAGGCUGAAGGUUUAUCCGGACGGUAAUGGUGUUGUGCGGGGAAACUACCUUUCUGUUUUUCUAGAGCUAUCUGCGGGACUCCCUGAGACAUCCAAAUAUGAGUACAGAGUGGAAAUGGUCCAUCAGGCCUCCAGUGACCCCACCAAAAACAUAAUUCGGGAAUUUGCGUCAGACUUUGAGGUGGGGGAGUGCUGGGGAUAUAAUCGGUUCUUCAGACUGGACCUUCUUGCCAGUGAAGGAUACCUGAAUAUGCAGACUGACACUCUUGUGCUGAGGUAUCAAGUGCGAUCACCUACGUUUUUCCAAAAGUGUCGAGAUCAGUACUGGUAUAUAACUCAGCUAGAAUCGGCCCAGUCCAGCUAUGUUCAGCAGAUCAACAACCUGAAAGAGAGACUGGCCAUAGAGCUGUUCCGUCGGCAGAAGUCGCGGAGUUCCUCUCCACCUGACCGACGUCUGUGCCCCACAGCUUCCUCCGGAAGAGACUCACGACAGGGAAAGACAUCUGUACCAGAAGAGGAGAGUCAGGCAGUCUCGGUAGAGACAAAGGAAGAUGAGGAUGAGGAGAAGACCCAGCAUGAUGACUCUAAUGAGUUGUCUGAUGGGGAUCUGGAGGUGGACUGUCUGACAGGAGAUGAAGACGUCAAUCCUCUGGAGGGUAGCAGCACUUCCGGGAGCUCCACGGCCACAAGUAACACAGAGGAGAAUGACAUUGAUGAAGAGACCAUGUCUGGCGAGAAUGAUGUUGAGUACAGUGGGAAUCUAGACCUCGAGGAAGGUGAAUUACCCGACGAUGUUGCCGGAGCAACAGGAGGUUCCAGUGCAGGUGUGAGGGGUUCAAGGCGUGGGGCAGGUGCAAGCUCGGCCAGCCUCCUGGAGAUUGAUCCAGUCAUCCUCAUCCAGCUCUUGGAUCUGAAGGACCGCAGCCAUGUGGAGUCACUGUGGGGGAUGCAGCCACGCCCACCUUCCUCUCUGCUCCAAACCCAAGCUGCUGCAUUGCCUUCUCGGAAAGAGCGUGAGCGUCGGCCCCAGGCGGUGCGUCGGUCGGCCCCGGACUCGGGGGUCCUGAUCAGACUAAAGGCUCAGAUGGCAGAAGUGCGUAGUAAGAUGUCGGAUGUGAAAGGGCAGCUGGAGGCUCGCAGUGGAACCAAUCCUCGGAUCUCUUCUCAGGGAGCCUUGAACCAUGAGCAGGGCCCCUCCAUGGACACAGAGGUGGGGCCCAGCCGGAAACCCAGCGAUCUGCUCUUCAAAGGACCCGUCUCAUCACGACACUCUCGCAGCGGAGUGAAGAAGGCUGGUUCUCCAAAGCAGGAGAGUGUGGGAGCGUUGGGUGGGCUGUCCUUGCGCAGGGCUGUGGAUGCUGGGGAGAAAGAACUGAGAGGAGCUGGUCGAGAGUCCCCUACUGAACCUGCUCUGUGUCCCAGAGAGGGUCCCUCUUCCUUGGAUGGCUCCCUGAAAGCAUGCAGUGUUCAGGGUUCUCCUCCCUCUCUGGGAAGCAGCUCCUCUUCCUCUGAUAAGCCCUCUGGCUCUAAACAUGAGGAGCUGCUGUAUGGAGCUUCAGGUUCAGACCUGUUCAGUGUCACGGCUCUAAAUGGAGCAGUUGCACCUGCCACCAAACAGUGCAGGACUCCAGUCAUUGGGCCUGGCCUGCUGACGGACACCUCUCUCAACUGUGACCAAGAGAGCGCCAGCGAGAUGCAUCAGUCACUGCUGUCACUGGCCGAGCUGUCUUCCUCUUCCUCCUCACGCCCUGAUGAAGGUCUGCUCUGUCAGAAGCAAACCCACCAUGUGCUGCCAAGCAUGAGCAGUGACAGCGAGCUGGACUGCGACACGGAGAAUGAGAACGAGGAUGAAGCAGUGGCCCUGGAGGCUGGAGACUGCCAGUUCGACACCAGAACACUACCAUGUCCAGGCGAGCAGCUGAUCUCUGAUGACCUGAGAUUUGUGACUGGAGAUACCACAGAGAGAUAAUCCGUCAUGACUUACAGCAACAGUGUUACAAAAGUGUCUGGAAGAGGCAUGAAGACUUCUGUGUCGUCUGGCACUGGACAUGCUUUUUACAUUUCCUCUGUGUUUGUGCACUUACUUUAUGUUCGGCUAGAACAGGAAAAUUAAUGUUUAUAUGUGCUAUAUGUUAUUUCAGAGAAAAACUUUUUUGAAUGGGAGAGAAGUUUCAUUUUUGCUCUAAUACGAAAUGCAUAACAUUCCAUUAUAGAAUUAAAGGUUCAAAAAAUGUAAAUGUACAUACAUUAUUAUAGUGUUAUACUACAUUUCCGCUACUUUUGCAAUGCUGCUUAUUUGUCAUAGAAAUUGAUAAGGAGUUGACAAACAUCCAUUGUUUUUUUGUUUUGUUUUUUUUGAGUGAAUGACUGGGGUGUUUUGUCAAAGAAUAUCAAGACAGGUGCAUAACUCUUUAUGUACUCUUUUAGCUUUAUUCUUCAUGCAAUGUUUAUAUAUAGAUAUUAGUGAGGCUUUUUUUUUUUUCAUUUUGUUUUUUAUGUAGUUUGCCCCCUCUAACUGUGAACAUAUUGAUCAGCUUAGUCCACAAAGCAAAGCUUUAUCUACUCGAAAACAAGUUUACAUUGAGUAAACAUCUGCAAAAAAAAUAAAAAAAGGGAACAAGGCGCCGGUACAAUUUCAAAUAAUUUUCUGAGCUUUGCAGGGAGGGAAUGUUUUAUUUAAUUCAAACAUGCAAUUAUUUAGCCUUACAUAGCUCAAUUAUGAGCACUUAUAAACUUCAUACCCCAACAUUUCAUAUCACUGCUGCAUUCCUAUUUUUAGUUUGUCCUUUAAUUCGUUUUUUUUUUUUUUAUGCUGCACACUUAUCUGUUAGCUUUACAUGAUGAAAUUUCAAAAUAAAAGGGAGUUACAUACAUAAGUCUCGGGUGGGUCCAAGUCUGUAAUUUAACCCCCAGGCCAUAUUAUGAUACUUUGUGCAUCAGAACGGUGUUGCAGUUGAAGUCAGAAGUUUAUAUACUCCUCAGCCAAAUACAUUUCAACUCAGUUUUUCACAAUUCCUGACAUUUAAUCGUAGAAAACAUUCCCUGUCUUAGGUCAGUUAGGAUCACUACUUUAUUUAAAGAAUGUGAAAUUUCAGAAUAAUAGUAGAGAGAAUUAUUUAUUUCAGCUUUUAUUUCUUUCAUCACAUUCCCAGUGGGUCAGAAGUUUCCAUACACUUUGUUAGUAUUUGGUAGCUUUGCCUUUAAAUUGUUUAUCUUGGGUCAAAUGUUUUGGGUAGCCUUCCACAAGCUUCUCACAAUAAGUUGCUGGAAUUUUGGCCCAUUCCUCCAGACAGAACUGGUGUAACUGAGUCAGGUUUGUAGGCCUCCUUGCUCGCACAUGCUUUUUUUUCAGGGCUUUGUGAUGGCCACUCCAGUACCUUGACUUUGUUGUCCUUAAGCCAUUUUGCCAUAACUUUAGAGGUAUGCUUUGGGUCAUUUGUCCAUUUUGAAGACCCAUUUGCGACCGAACUUUAACUUCCUGGCUGAUGUCUUGAGAUAUUGGUUCAAUAUAUCCACAUAAUUUUCCUUCCUUAUGAUGCCAUCUAUUUUGUGAUGUGCACCAGUCCCUCCUGCAGCAAAGCACCCCCACAACAUGAUACUACCACCCCGAUGCUUCACGAUUAGGAUGGUGUUCUUUGGCUUGCAAGCCUCACCCUUUUUCCUCCAAACAUAACAAUGGUCCUUAUGGCCAAACAGUUCAAUUUUUGUUUCAUUAGACUAGAGGACAUUUCUCCAGAAUGUAAGAUCUUUGUACCCAUGUGCACUUGCAAAUUGUAAUCUGGCUUUUUUAUAAUGGUUUUGGAGCAGUGGCUUCUUCCUUGCUGAGCAGCCUUUCAGGUUAUGUCAAUAUAGGACUCGUUUUACUGUGGAUAUAGAUACCUGUCUACCUGUUUCCUCCAGCAUCUUCACAAGGUCCUUUUCUGUUGUUCUGGGAUUGAUUUGCAGUUUUCGCACCAAAAUACGUUCAACUCUAAGAGACUGAAUGCGUCUCCUUCCUGAGCGGUAUGAUGGCUGCGUGGUCCCAUGAUGUUUAUACUUGCGUACUAUUGUUUGUACAGAUGAACAUACCUUCAGGCAUUUUGAAAUUGCUCCCAAAGAUGAACCAGACUUGUGGAGGUCUACAAUUUUUUUUUUUCCUGAGGUCUUGGCUGAUUUCUUUAGAUUUUCCCAUGAUGUCAAGCAAAGAGGAGUUUGAAGGUAGGCCUUAAAAUACAUCCACAGGUACAUAGUUUGCUAAUAUUAAAUCUGUGGAGUGGUUAAAAAUGAGUUUUAAUGACUUCAACUUAAGUGUAUGUAAACUUCUGACUUCAACUGUAUGUGUUUAUGUGGUUUGGCUAUGAGCUCUAAGAGCAUUGUUGACACAUGGUGUGUUAUGGCAGCAGCUGUUGGGAAAUCGCUCCGUUUAUGUUCGGAAUAGAUGUCAUUGCAUCAUCAACAUCUUGGGAGUGAUGUAGCCACAUUCAUUUAAGGUCGCAGGUCUUGCUCUUUGCAUGCAUGGCUUUUGCUGAAUACAAUCUGUUGAAAGUGAAUGUUUUGUUAAAAAGCUUACUGCAAUUAAUGCAUUGCUUUGGCCGUUUAAUCCUUAAUCUUACGAAUUACCUGCCGGUUAAUGCUUUAUACAAAGCUGGGACUGAGCAAUCUGAAAAUACAUUGUUUUGCAUCAGUUGUAAACUGCUUCCACAAUCAGCAUGAUUUUACUCUGCAAAGUCCAAAACAAUUAUGAAAAUGUUCCUGUGGCUGUUCAGUGUUUAUCUAAUGCUGUUAUAUGUGAUGUAAUAAUGUCCCGAUUUUGACGUUUUGUUUUAAAUGCGGAGAAAAAGGACAUUUAUUCUUGUUUACUGGUUUCUCUAGCAUGUUUUUAAAUAUUUUUGGGACCUAAACAAACUGGAGGAUAUACACGAUAGUUACUGUAAAUUUAUCUAAACUGAUGAACAAAUAAAUAUGAUACUGAAAUACGGUUAUUUUGAGUGAAGCCAUUAGUUGCCCUUCAAGGGUGAAUCGCACGAAAAUAUGCACAGGUCACAUUUCAUCCCAAAAUGUCAUUCAACUCAUUUAACGCAACC
Messenger RNA from Myxocyprinus asiaticus (Chinese sucker), 6293 nucleotides. Its product is annotated as E3 ubiquitin-protein ligase TRIM37-like. Gene Ontology annotation, cellular component: aggresome; peroxisome. The record is from RefSeq and is a predicted model, not a curated record. The coding region runs from base 674 to 3199 and encodes 841 amino acids. The transcript has 22 exons. Gene Ontology annotation, biological process: negative regulation of centriole replication; protein autoubiquitination. Gene Ontology annotation, molecular function: zinc ion binding; ubiquitin protein ligase activity; ubiquitin protein ligase binding. Lineage: Eukaryota; Metazoa; Chordata; Actinopteri; Cypriniformes; Catostomidae.